AUGUCGUACUUCUUCACGACACCGGUCGACAUCGACGUCGUCCUCGAGGACACGGAUGACCGGUCCAUGGUCGACGUCAAGCUUGACAAGAACAGGCGCGAGAAGGCGCCGCUUUUCAUGGACGGCGAGUCGGUCAAGGGCGCAGUCACAGUCCGACCAAAGGAUGGGAAGCGCUUAGAGCACACGGGCAUCAAGGUCCAGUUCAUCGGCACCAUAGAGAUGUUCUUCGACCGUGGCAACCACUACGAAUUCCUCUCCCUCAACCAGGAGCUCGCCGCGCCCGGCGAGCUGCAGCACCCCCAGACCUUUGACUUCAACUUCAAAAACGUCGAGAAGCAGUACGAGUCCUACAACGGCAUCAACGUCAAGCUGCGCUACUUUGUCCGCGUCACCGUCUCCCGCCGCAUGGCCGACGUGAUCCGUGAAAAGGACAUUUGGGUGUACAGCUACCGCAUCCCUCCUGAGGUCAACAGCUCUAUCAAGAUGGACGUCGGUAUCGAGGACUGUUUGCACAUUGAAUUUGAGUAUUCCAAGAGCAAGUACCAUCUGAAAGACGUUAUUGUUGGCCGCAUCUACUUUUUGCUGGUGCGCCUCAAAAUCAAGCACAUGGAGCUGUCCAUCAUCCGGCGAGAGACGACGGGCGCCGCGCCAAACCAGUACAAUGAGAGCGAGACGCUAGUGCGGUUCGAGAUCAUGGACGGAUCACCAUCCCGAGGCGAAACGAUCCCCAUUCGGCUGUUCCUUGGUGGCUUCGACCUGACACCCACGUUCCGGGACGUGAACAAGAAAUUCUCCACACGAUACUACUUGAGUCUUGUGCUCAUAGACGAGGAUGCUCGCCGCUACUUCAAGCAGUCAGAGAUCAUCCUCUACCGCCAAUCGCCCGACGCACCCCAGCUGCAAGGCGCAGGCACCCACUCUCUCCCAGAGAAUACAGAGAAUAAGCUUGCUGCUGUCCAGGCGCCAGCCUGA
Molecule: messenger RNA, 972 nt
Organism: Emericellopsis cladophorae
Lineage: Eukaryota; Fungi; Ascomycota; Sordariomycetes; Hypocreales; Bionectriaceae
Exons: 3
Coding region: 1-972 (323 amino acids)
Biological process (GO): retrograde transport, endosome to Golgi; intracellular protein transport
Cellular component (GO): endosome; retromer complex
Source: RefSeq, a predicted model, not a curated record